Messenger RNA from Penicillium maclennaniae, 1113 nucleotides. RefSeq names its product putative UV excision repair protein (RadW). NCBI's taxonomy places the organism in Eukaryota, Fungi, Ascomycota, Eurotiomycetes, Eurotiales, Aspergillaceae. The record is from RefSeq and is a predicted model, not a curated record. Bases 1 to 1113 code for a protein of 370 amino acids. Gene Ontology annotation, biological process: proteasome-mediated ubiquitin-dependent protein catabolic process; nucleotide-excision repair. Gene Ontology annotation, molecular function: proteasome binding; ubiquitin binding; damaged DNA binding. The transcript is spliced from 7 exons. Gene Ontology annotation, cellular component: cytosol; nucleoplasm.
AUGAAGCUCACCUUCAAGGAUCUGAAGCAGGAGAAGUUCGUGAUCGAUGUCGAGCCUUCUGAGACUGUUCGAGAAGUGAAGGCAAAGAUUGCUCAGGAAAAGGGCGAAUAUGACGCGGAGCGAAUGAAGGUCAUCUAUUCUGGCAAGAUUUUGCAGGAUGACAAGACGGUCGAGUCUUACAGCAUUCAAGAGAAGGAUUUCCUAGUCUGCUUGCCCGCCAAGGGUCCUAAGCCUGCCGCCUCCGCCUCGAAGGCUCCCUCCACCCCGGCUGCCAGAGCCCCCGCUUCCACCCCCGCUGCUCCUGCUCCUGCUGCCCCUGCCGCUGCUUCCACCCCCGCGGUUCCUGCGACACCUACUCCGGCUGGCGCAGGUGCGGGCGAUCAGCCCGCUUUCGGCGACCCUUCCGCGUUGACCAUGGGCACUGACGCCGAGAACGCAAUCAACCAGAUGGAGAACAUGGGAUUCGCCAGAGCCGAUGCCGAGCGUGCUAUGAGAGCUGCAUUCUUCAAUCCGGACCGUGCGAUUGAAUACCUCCUAAGCGGUAUUCCCGAACAACCUGCGCAGGAGCCGCAACAUGAGCAGACUCCGGCACGUGGCGCUGAAUCUGACAACGAUGAUGCUGCCGCCGCUGCCGCUGCGCUCGCUAGUGCUGGUGAGGAUGGUGGUUUCAACAUGUUUGAAGCAGCUGCUCAGGCCGGCGAUGGUGGUGGCCGCGGUGGUCGUGGGGGUGAAGCUCUGGGCAACUUGGAUUUCCUGCGCAACAACCCCCACUUCCAGCAGCUUCGCCAGCUCGUCCAGCAGCAACCGCACAUGCUUGAGCCCAUUCUGCAGCAGGUCGCAGCAGGCAACCCUCAGAUUGCCGCGAUGAUUGGUCAGAACUCGGAGCAGUUCCUGCAGCUGUUGAGUGAGGAUCUCGGUGAGGAUGAGGAAGGCCAGCUGCCCCCAGGCACGCAAGCCAUCUCAGUCACAGAGGAAGAACGGGAUGCCAUCGAGCGUCUCUGCCGUCUUGGCUUUCCCCGCGACUCAGUCAUCCAGGCGUAUUUCGCCUGCGAUAAAAACGAGGAACUUGCCGCCAAUUUCCUCUUUGAUCAGCCCGACGAGGAGGAAGAGUAA